This is a messenger RNA of Drosophila innubila, 1813 nucleotides long. It is a transcript of the gene gcm, whose product is annotated as transcription factor glial cells missing. Gene Ontology annotation, molecular function: RNA polymerase II cis-regulatory region sequence-specific DNA binding; DNA-binding transcription activator activity, RNA polymerase II-specific. The record is from RefSeq and is a predicted model, not a curated record. Gene Ontology annotation, biological process: regulation of transcription by RNA polymerase II; gliogenesis. The coding region runs from base 1 to 1530 and encodes 509 amino acids. Gene Ontology annotation, cellular component: nucleus. Lineage: Eukaryota; Metazoa; Arthropoda; Insecta; Diptera; Drosophilidae. The transcript has 2 exons.
AUGGUGUUGAAUGCUCUGCCUUUACCGAGUCCGCCGGCGAGCACGUCGCGCAUUCAAAUCGAGUGGGAUAUCAAUGAUACGAUUGUGCCGACGGUCAGCGAGCAUGAUGACUUCAAUGAUUGGGCCAAUGGACAUUGUCGCUUGAUCUAUGCCGCCCACAGUGAGGAUGCCAAGAAGCAUGCCAGCGGCUGGGCCAUGCGCAACACCAACAACCACAACGUCAACAUCCUGAAGAAGAGCUGUCUGGGCGUUCUCCUCUGCAGCGCCAAGUGCCGACUGCCAAAUGGCGCCAGCGUUCAUUUGCGUCCCGCAAUUUGCGACAAGGCGCGACGCAAGCAACAAGGCAAACAGUGUCCCAAUAGGAAUUGCAAUGGUCGCCUGGAAAUACAACCAUGUCGCGGGCAUUGCGGCUAUCCGGUCACACACUUCUGGCGCCGUGCGGGGAAUGCCAUUUAUUUCCAAGCCAAGGGCACUCACGAUCAUCCCCGUCCGGAGGCCAAGGGCUCCACGGAGGCGCGUCGUCUGCUCGCGGGCGGAAGACGCGUGCGCAGCUUGGCCGUCAUGCUAGCCCGGGAUGCGGCUCUGAGUGACAAACUCUGCAGUCUGCGGCCGAAUAAGCGUCAGGCCAAGACGCAGUUGCUCCAGGAGAACGGCGGCAAACGCAAACAACGUGUCAGCGAUGUGGAGACAGUCAACAUGGAUUAUCCGUUGGUGAAUGCCGCCAUAAACACAACUACUCCAACUACUCCCCCUGCUGCAAUCUUCAAUCCAGGCCAGACGAACUACAUGACACCGCAAUGGAGCACCGACUCUUAUUAUCCCCAAGACGCGAGCUACAAUGGAGUCGGCGACAUCUAUGGCUACGACAUGUUGCCCUCGCCAAUUUCCUCCAACAGCUCCACAGCGAGUUACUACACCGAGGUGCAACAACAGACGCAGCCACUGUCAUUGCCACUGCCACCACAGAGCUAUGAACUUGCCACAACAGCCACAGCAACAACAACAACUGCGAAUGCAUCUGGCUAUCAGGCUGGUCUGAAUCUCUAUGAGAGCUGCGAUGACACCUCCAGCUUGAAGAGCAGCUCCGGCUACAGCUCCGAGGAUUUUGGCUACUUCAAUGGUUAUGUGCCACAAACGCUGGACAUUAGUGGCAGCUCCAAUGCCAAUGCCAAUGCCAACGCCAAUUCCAAUACCAACCCCAAUACCGAUAGCUUCUAUACGCCCAACUCGGAGAUCUUCAAUGUCUUUGAUCCGAAUAUUAAUGGCGGCGUUGGCAACACUGUAGAGUUGCUGUACGAUGAGGCAUAUGCUUAUCAGCAGCAGCAACAACAACAACAACAGCAAUCCUUCGUUAAGGCUGAGUACCAACAGCAACAACAGCAACCACAACAACAACAACAACUCCAUCAGACUACGGAUUAUUAUUACAGCAACACGGGCGUAGAUAACGCUUGGAAUAUUCAAAUGAACGCAAAUCUCACGCCAACUUCAUAUCAGAGUCUAGAUCCUGCCAUUGGCGUCUUUUGCUAAUCCUCAAGAUCUCAAACACUCAAGCGUUGUUCUAGUCUCUAGUUGAAACCACAAUCUCGCCUCCAAGUUAUCUUCCCUCAGCCAUUCCCUUGACAUCUCAAUUUGCUUGUUGGUUUUGUCUUUAUUAUCAUGUGUCUAGCUCUUAAGUCAUUGUUUCCCCACUCCCAGCUAUUCCAAAGUUUUAUAUUAAGUGUAUUUCAUUAAGUAUUUUGUAUGUUAGUUAACUAAGCGACGUCUAAUCCACCUAUUUAUGAAAUUUUAUAAUAAAGAUUUGACAUUUUUU